Molecule: messenger RNA, 1493 nt
Organism: Alnus glutinosa
Lineage: Eukaryota; Viridiplantae; Streptophyta; Magnoliopsida; Fagales; Betulaceae
Product: NAD(P)H-dependent 6'-deoxychalcone synthase-like
Exons: 5
Coding region: 245-1267 (340 amino acids)
Cellular component (GO): cytosol
Molecular function (GO): aldose reductase (NADPH) activity
Source: RefSeq, a predicted model, not a curated record
UUUCUUCAAACUUAUUCGCAACAAGUUGAAGUACUUCAGUUUUUGUAUUUUUUUUUUAUAUUUAUUUAUUGACAAAGUUGUCAUAUAAGAGAGGGAAAAAAAAAUGCCCCCCAAAUUGGAGUAAGAUCCCAGCCCUCCAAUGACCGAAGAAAAGAGAGGAAACGUGGCUGUUCAGUAGCCACACAUUCCUGAUGACCAAAAAAUACAAAAACGAAAAGGCAAACUAUCCAACAUUUGGAGGUGCAUGUACGUUCACGAUAUUCGAUCACCACACAAAAUGGAUGGUGCUGCAACAAAUACGGCGAGUGUAAUCCCAGAGGUGGUGCUGAGUUCCUCCUCCACCCGCAAGGCCAUGCCGGUGAUUGGCUUUGGCACGGCCGCAGAUUCCAACGACAGCGCCACCCUCAUAUCGGCGGUCCUGGAGGCAAUCAAGCUCGGUUACAGGCACUUCGACACAGCUUCUUUAUAUGGGUCAGAGCAGGCUUUGGGAGAAGCUAUUGCCCAAGCUCUCUCUGUCGGCCUUGUCACCUCCCGGGACGACCUUUUCAUUACUUCCAAGCUCUGGUGUAAUGAUGCUCAUUCGCAUCUUGUUCUUCCAGCUCUACAGAAAUCACUUCGGAGUCUUCAGUUGGAAUACAUAGACCUAUAUUUGAUCCACUGGCCAAUCAGUUCGACGCCUGAAAAGGGGAGAUGGCCUAUUGAUGAACAGGACCUGAUGCCGAUGGAUUUCAAGUCUGUGUGGGCAGCCAUGGAGGAGUGCCAGAGGCUUGGCCUUGCCAAGUCCAUUGGAGUCAGCAACUUCUCUUGCAAGGAGCUUCAGAACUUGCUCUCCUCUGCCACUAUUCCUCCUUCAGUGAAUCAAGUGGAGAUGAGCCCAGUUUGGCAACAGAAGAAACUAAGAGAAUUUUGUAAGGCAAAUGGAAUUGUUGUCACUGCUUUCUCUCCUUUGGGUGCAAAGGGGUGUAGUUGGGGUACCCACCAAGUUAUGGAGAAUGAAGUACUCCAGGAGAUUGCAAAAGCUCGGGGAAAGACUGUUGCUCAGGUUUGUCUGAGAUGGAUUUAUGAGCAAGGGGAGACUUUUGUGGUGAAGAGCUACAACAAGGAGAGGUUGAAGGAGAACCUGCAGAUCUUUGACUGGGAACUAUCAGAGGAUGACCGUAACAAGGUCAAUCAAAUCAAGCAGCACCGGUUGAUCGUCGUGAAGGAAUUUGUUUCAGCUCGUGGACCCUACAAGUCCAUUGAAGAGCUUUGGGAUGGAGAGCUUUAAGGCUUAAGGCUACUAUAUAUAUGUUCAUGGCUGUAACAAGUAUUUUAGGAAGAGCAUAUUUUCUUAAACGGUUCUCAUUCUCAUACAUGUGUUUGGAUCUAGCAAUAGCAGCAAGUCAAGACUGCAGGAACUUCGGAAACACAUCUUUUCAUUUUAACUCAUGCUGCCUAGGUGUCAGUAAUGGGUGCUUGUUGCAUAUUAUAAUCAAAGUUAUCAAUUGUUGACA